AUUAUAAUCCAUAACUGUUUUGACGUGUACACUAUGUUACUUUCUCAAUUGUUCUCCAACAUAUUUGAGUAAUCGACAGUUUUGCUCCAAGUAGAGAAUGUUCUUUGAAUCUCUGUUAUUUCUUCUUGCUAUUACAAUAAACUCUUUAAUAUUUUAUUUUAAAAAGUUGAAGAAUGCAAGCAAACUAUCAAUAUGUGUUGGUGUGGCUUCAGUGGUUGUAGGUGGGAUUUUAAGUUUCACUGUUUAUUAUCAUGUCUUUCCUUCUGAAGAAAAGGUAGAAAGGGAAUUUGAUCAAAAUGUUCAUUGGAAAGAUGCAAAGUCUGUCUACAACUUCACAGUGAAAAAUAUAAAGGGUGAAAAUGUAUCAUUAGCAGAUUACAAAGGUCAUGUGCUGCUGAUAGUGAAUGUAGCAUCAGAAUGUGGUUUCACUGAUGAAAAUUACGAGGAACUGGUAGAGCUGGACAAGAAGUAUCGAGAGUCAAAGGGCCUCAGAAUAUUGGCGUUUCCUUGCAACCAGUUUGGAGAACAAGAACCAGGCACGAAUGAGGAAAUUUGUAGAUUUGCUGAAGUAAAAGGAGCGAAGUUUGAUUUAUUUGAUAAAAUUAAUGUGAACGGAGAGAAUGCUCAUCCUCUCUGGAAAUAUCUGAAAUACAAAAUGGAUAAGAUUGCUAUUGAGUGGAAUUUUGCAAAAUUUGUCGUGGACAAGAGUGGAAGAGUAGUGAGAAGAUUCCAUCCGGAUGUUACUCCAUUUGAAGUAGCAGAAACUUUGGCUGAGGUUUGGUGAAAACGAAAACUCUUAAGAACUUAACAAUUCUACUCAUCUAUUACUGAGAACUGGCUAUAGAUUUGUUAUACAAAUAUACACAUUUUACUGGAAUUUUUAUUAUAAU
This is a messenger RNA of Macrosteles quadrilineatus (aster leafhopper), 890 nucleotides long. RefSeq lists its product as uncharacterized. Bases 98 to 784 code for a protein of 228 amino acids. Gene Ontology annotation, molecular function: glutathione peroxidase activity. Gene Ontology annotation, biological process: response to oxidative stress. The record is from RefSeq and is a predicted model, not a curated record. Lineage: Eukaryota; Metazoa; Arthropoda; Insecta; Hemiptera; Cicadellidae. The transcript has 6 exons.